This is a messenger RNA of Eimeria mitis, 1725 nucleotides long. RefSeq lists its product as uncharacterized. The transcript has a single exon. Bases 1 to 1725 code for a protein of 574 amino acids. NCBI's taxonomy places the organism in Eukaryota, Apicomplexa, Conoidasida, Eucoccidiorida, Eimeriidae. The record is from RefSeq and is a predicted model, not a curated record.
AUGGAUUCGGACAUGAGUUCACUGCCCAAACUCCCGUCCAUGCUGGCCCAGGGUAGCGUAGAGCCUUUGAAGUUCUUUAUGGGAAAUUUGAGAGCAACGAAACCGCCCAGUAUCAACGACUCUCAGCCAAAUAUUCAGCGAACAUAUGGUACAUCGUCAGCACGAUAUAUGAAGAGCGCGAAGGCUUCCUUGGCUUCAUUGUGGCCCACUGUCGCCUUCCUUGUAUGCGUUUCCUUGCUAUUAUUUUCACUUUGCGGCGGUGUUCGAAGGGUCUAUAGCGGUGCGACGGUGCGGAAACUUGCAGAUGGCGGCAGCGGUGAAGGAUCAGGUUCCGGGGGAAACCCGUUUUUUGUUGAAGGCGACUGGAUUGCUCUCGAUGCGGAUGAGCUCGCGUCGCUGUGCAGUGCAUUGGGGGAGUGGGCGCCUUCGUCUGCCCCUCAGAGCGCUUCAACCCCUCCGCUUCGUAUGCCAGAGGUAGCUUCAACGUCGAGGGAACAUACGGGCGAACACAGUUUGCAGACUAUCAGGACGCCAGGAGAUUUGUCUGGGGCGUCGUCAAGUGAGCAGCAGCACCAAGCGGUCGGAUCGACGCAGCGUCGACGCAGACUUUUUCCACAGGGAGAUUCGGAUGGAUGGGAGCCGAGUCCUAAGAAGUCCGGUUGGCUUACGCAUGAUAGCUCGGUAGUGGCAGGUGCCGAAGGUCCGAGAAGUGCUGUGCAUCCACUCCCCGAGGCUGGUCAGCAAACACCAGGCACCCCUUCUGUGGGUUUGAAUCGUAUAGGUUUUCCAGCCGUAUUUGUUCACCAGCAAGGGCUAGCAGCUUCGACGGCAUAUACCAAGGGUUCAGAGCAAAUGCAACCGGUGGAACGGCCAGUAUUACUGCGGUCCACAACUAUCUCUCCAGAUGCCCCCUCUGCUACGCCUGUGGGAAGCAGCCUUCCUGCCGAAGUCUCCGGAGACUCCAAACAAGCUUCGGUUUCCCAUAGAGUAUCGGUGCCUGCGACCCAAAGUGGUUCAUUGGCCUCAGCGGGACCUUCGCCAAAACGCUCGAACGAGGCGUCACUGCAACUAGCAGCUCCUCAGGAGUUAUCCGUGUCAGAAGUGUCCAACGCCUUAGGUACUAAGCACCCUUUUGUUCGGACGCCCACUCUACUGCCAUGUGUGGCAAUCUCAGACAUAGAAGAGGACGUUCCGGAAUGUUGGAUAUCAGGAGAACCCGUAGUUUUCCUAUUUAGGAAGGCCAGAAUUUUGUCUCUAAAGCCGGCCCUCGACCUUGCUGAAGCAAAUGAACUUGUCCGGCUCGCUGUCAGCUUAGCGCAGCGAGCUUUGUCAUCUAUGACUACCCCGAUGUCCGACCAAAGAGCAUCUGUGGCUGCAGAAUCUUUAGGACGCCGUUUUUUGGUUUUCGACUUAUUUCGUAAAGUUUUGAAGCUUACGCAAAACGCCAAACCGGGUUUGAUGAGGCUGUGGCAAAAUCUUGUUGCGGAAAUUCCAACGGAUUAUGAGCGCGCUGGUUGGGGUAUGUACCUUGACAAGCAUAGGUUCCAGCAUCAGCUGGCAAAUCAGCUAAGCGCAGCACUGGAAUUGUACAAGAGUGGAUCUGAGCCUUCGGAGACCGAAGUACUCGAUAUCAAACGCAAGUUGUUUUGCAUGGCAUUCUCUCCUCGCCAGUUCCUUGGAGAUGCUUGGCAUCCGUGGAGAGAGGAUGAUGAGCAAUUUAAAUGA